This is a messenger RNA of Exaiptasia diaphana, 671 nucleotides long. RefSeq names its product armadillo repeat-containing protein 7. Bases 34 to 564 code for a protein of 176 amino acids. The record is from RefSeq and is a predicted model, not a curated record. NCBI's taxonomy places the organism in Eukaryota, Metazoa, Cnidaria, Anthozoa, Actiniaria, Aiptasiidae. The transcript is spliced from 7 exons. Gene Ontology annotation, molecular function: protein binding.
CAUGGCGGAAGAUUCRAGUGGAAAGCUCUGAUAAUGUUUACAAGUCAAGACUACAUUGAUCGCAAAACUGGUGCUGAUGGAUUUGGCCGAUUAGAGUAUCUUCAAGCUUUAAUUACAGAGUACCAGGACACAGAAAGACGUGAAAGUAAAGAGCAAGUUCUUGCCAAUUUAGCCAACUUCGCUUACGAUCCRAUAAAUUAUGAACAUUUUAAGAAACUAAAUAUAGUGGAUCUUUUUCUAGAUGCAUUGACAGAGGAUAACCAGAAGAUUGUCGAGUUUGGCAUAGGAGGGAUAUGUAACUGUUGCCUUGAAAAAGAAAACAAGCAGCAAAUAAUCAAGCAUGGUGGAGUUGCUCUUGUAAUUAAAUGUCUAUCAAGUGAAAAUGAUGAAACAGUGUUGUCUGCUAUCACAACUUUGAUGUUUUUAGUAACUCCUGAAACUAAAAAAGACAUCACCAAUGAAGCUGUGGUGCAGYMCAUGAAGGAGUUUUCAAMRUCAUCCAAUGCAAGACUUAGUAAUUUGGCAAAGAUAUUCCUUAAAGACUACUGUAACAUAAUAUUAUGAUAUUUCCAUGCUGGUUGAGGCAAGCAAUGGAGCAAGAUAUACAGCCAACAAUACUAAUAUUUAUAUACAGACAGUUAGAAUUAUAAUAAAAACCCUGAAAAACUAUA